UAAUUAAGGUGCAGGGUUUACGCCAAGCCCUAGCCCAGUUUAUGCUGUCACUGACAACAGCAGCUCCACUAGAUAAUGAAUGGCAUUGGUGUCCAUUUCGGCGGCUUUAUACCAUCAAGGGGUUCAUCUUACAUAUCCUGAGAUUGUCCCCAAUUUAAAAAAGCAGUAAUUACAUCAAUAGAAAAGUCUUCCAGCAUUUAAAAAAAUUAUCACAGUAUUUGAAUUGUUUAUUUGACCACUUUUAUUACUCUACAUGAAAGUUUAGCUACUAUAUAGUAUUGUUUCAUAGAGCCUCUUCCGCUCUGGCUUUAUUUGCUCGUCUCCCACUAUGGGUUUGCAUUUGCAAGUCUCUCUAGCUUGACAUUUUCCAUGACAUCUACAAAUUGACAGUUGAAGUAGCCAAUGAGAGUAUUGCACGGUAGGUACGUCAGCAAAUAACAUACGCGUCCUCCUUUUAGCGAUCCAAUCACAUUAGUCGUUUACUGUCUUUCAGGUAGAAUGUUCACAACUUCAAAAUUCCGUAUGAGUUCUAUCCUCAAUGGUUCUAUCAGUGAGGGAUAGGCAAGCUUAUCUACCAAGACCAACUGGCUCAUUAUAUCGAGUGAUUUAUGCAGUCAGGGGCAGUGAUUAAAAAAAAAUUGUUUUACCCAUACGCUUCUGUAAACUGCCUUUAUUAUCAGCAUUUUAACACAAUCUGCGCGCUUCGCUUUGUUAAAAUGUAUCUCCUGGCCGGCGGAAGGGAUGGAAGGGCUAACAGAAGUGUGAUGUGUGUCCUGCUACCCCUGGCUGUCGCGGUGUUGUCGGCCGGAGUUUCUGCGAUGCAGGAGGAACACAAACCAGUCCAAGAACAACCACCACAAGAGAAAACUCCUACUGCUCAUGCCAUUGGUUCAGAGGUCAGUGAAAAUGAUUCCAGCAAAUCUGGUGACCUGGGCUUCAUCCAUGCCUUUGUUGCUGCCAUCUCUGUCAUCAUUGUCUCUGAGCUGGGAGACAAGACUUUCUUCAUCGCUGCCAUCAUGGCUAUGCGCUACAACCGCCUCACCGUGCUGUUAGGGGCGAUGCUAGCGCUUGGCUUUAUGACCUGCCUUUCAGUGAUGUUUGGCUAUGCCACCACCAUUAUCCCCAGGAUUUACACAUACUACGUGUCCACGGCUCUGUUUGCCAUCUUUGGUGUGCGCAUGCUGAGAGAGGGGCUGAAGAUGAGUCCAGACGAGGGUCAGGAGGAGCUGGAGGAGGUACAGGCUGAGAUUAAAAAGAAGGAUGAGGAGCUCCAGCGGUCUAAGCUGGUGAAUGGGGCUCCAGAUGUGGAGUUGGGUUCAGGGUCAAACCAUCCUCAUGGGAAAUGGCACAGCUUCAUCUCGCCUGUGUUCAUCCAGGCCUUCACCCUCACCUUCCUUGCAGAGUGGGGAGACCGCUCUCAGCUGACCACCAUCAUCUUGGCUGCCCGGGAGGAUCCUUUUGGAGUGGCGGUGGGUGGUACUCUGGGACACUGUCUGUGCACAGGACUGGCUGUGGUUGGAGGAAGGAUGAUUGCACAGAAGAUCUCUGUCAGAACUGUUACAAUCAUUGGUGGGAUCAUGUUCCUGGCCUUUGCAUUCUCUGCCCUCUUCGUCAAGCCAGAUGCUGGAAUCUGAUUGGAGUGAAGACAUUCAGGCAAAUGUUGUACAUACCUGUAAAGCUCAACUAUGUGUAUAGAGAGGCUGUACUCUUGACCGUGUGUAUGACCGAGUUGUACUGUACUCUCAUGGUGUGGGUGAAUGUGUGUGUGUGUGUGUGAGAAAUAUGGAGAAUAUUCUCUAAUGGGACUCUAAUUGGUGAGUGUGUCUGUGUGAAUGUUGCCCUCUUGUCUUACUGAGUCUUUGAUCCCUCACCAGUCUGAAUCUUGUGGCUUACAAACAGAACAAGACUUCCCUCUCCCUCAGGCCCGUCAGUACUGAGCUUGGGUCUGUUUAUUCAUUCGUCCCCAUCCUUGGUUAUUAUAUUAUGAUUUAAGAGCAGCUCGUUCUUUCACUGAGUGCAUGGAAUCUCCCCUCUUCAGCAUGAGCUCAGUGUUAUUGAGCAGCCAAGUCACUGCUGGUUGAAUGCUGACUCCAGGGCAGUCCCAUGGAGGGCAGUGUUGGGAUCACUGUGGAGAGACGCAGUCCCUCUGCUCAAUGGCCAGGCCUCAGGUCAACUCCCAUAUAUUUUGUUCCCUUCAGAAUGUCAUCUGAGAACAGAACAUAGGGCUGCCUUAGCGACAUAACCCACAUAAUGAGGAGACUUACCAUUUUCCAGAUGUAUCAGUGAUAAGUAUAUUACUGUUGGGUGAUUUCCAUCUGAUUGAUAGACAACACAUGCCAGUUGUAAGCAUCAUUGGGAUCUUGAAGCAGAAGUAACCCAUUCAGUAUUGUCUACAUUCCGGCCUUGUAGUAGCGGGGGGGUGGGGGGACACGUCCACCGGCCAGUCUGUCCGUUGUCUACAACUCAAAUUACUACAACGGUUUAUAAAUAGGUUGUGUGAGGCCUACUGAUGAAGAAAUCAUGGUACUAAAUACUUCAUAGCUUCCUCCUAAAUUUCACUGCCUUGUUUUGAGACCUGAGCCAUUGUCUACUACACCUUUCCUGAAAAGUGGUUGGUUAUGGUAUUUAUUUACAACUUUGGAGCGGAGAGAUUGUUAAUGUUAACCGUUUUGGGGUUUUGUUUUUUAGCUGAAGUACUGUACACAAUACAUUUUUAAAAAGUGCACAGGGAAAUGUCACUACAUUGUCAAUAUUUGACUAGUUUUACCCUGUGAUGACCGACCAAGCGUGUACAUGUACGCUGUUUGCGAUAUAGAUGGACUUGAUUGUUAAAGCCUGAUUUAAUGUAAAUACUCAAUAAAACCUGUCAUGCCUA
Messenger RNA from Coregonus clupeaformis (lake whitefish), 2875 nucleotides. Its product is annotated as transmembrane protein 165. NCBI's taxonomy places the organism in Eukaryota, Metazoa, Chordata, Actinopteri, Salmoniformes, Salmonidae. Gene Ontology annotation, biological process: manganese ion transmembrane transport; Golgi calcium ion homeostasis; Golgi calcium ion transport. The record is from RefSeq and is a predicted model, not a curated record. Gene Ontology annotation, molecular function: calcium ion transmembrane transporter activity; manganese ion transmembrane transporter activity. Gene Ontology annotation, cellular component: Golgi apparatus. The coding region runs from base 609 to 1634 and encodes 341 amino acids. The transcript has 6 exons.